UAGUUUUUCUGACUCUUGUGUUGGGCUGAAUCACACAUGGGUCUCCUCUCCAUCGUGCGUCAGUAGGACACUGCGGGGUGUGGGCACGCGCCACUCCUUCUGCACAGCAGACUCCAAAUUUAAUGCUUGACAGUUCGGAGCAAAGCAGAGCGAUUGACAAAGGAAAAAGUAUUAAGAAACCUAGUGAAUGCAGAUGAAUUAAUUUUUACUCUUCCGUGGUAUUUUGGAUGCCUUGGCUUCACAACACUUUGCCAAUAGCAUUUUCUCCAUGAGAAUCCAGUUCUCCGCGCGCAACAGCACCUGAUCUCGGCGGGAGGACGCGGAUGAAAGGAAGAUGGCCAUCCACGCCGAGGGUCUGGUAGCUAUCGUGGUGUUCUAUGUUCUGAUUCUGUUCGUCGGCAUCUGGGCUGCAUGGAAAAAUAAAAACGCCGGAGUGAGCGAUGGCGGCGACCGAAGCGAGAGAAUCAUGGUCGGAGGAAGGGACAUCGGCUUGUUCGUUGGUGCAUUCACUAUGACAGCCACUUGGGUGGGCGGUGGCUACAUCAACGGGACAGCGGAGUCUGUCUACCUGCCGGACUUCGGCUUGGCUUGGGCGCAGGCACCGUUUGGAUACGCGCUCAGCCUGGUAGUAGGUGGUCUUUUCUUUGCCAAACCCAUGCGAUCGCGUGGCUACGUCACCAUGCUGGACCCCUUCCAGCAGCUCUAUGGUAAAAGAAUGGGUGGGCUGCUCUUCAUCCCGGCUCUUAUGGGCGAAAUCUUCUGGUCUGCGGCCAUUUUAUCCGCCCUGGGGGCCACUCUGAGCGUGAUCGUGGACAUAAACAUCAACAUGUCGGUGGUGAUUUCCGCUCUCAUAGCGAUCUUCUACACUCUUGUUGGAGGACUCUACUCGGUCGCAUACACAGAUGUGGUCCAGCUGUUCUGCAUCUUUGUGGGCUUGUGGAUCAGCGUGCCUUUCGCUCUCUCCAAUCCUGCUGUGUCGGACAUCAGCGUUACAGCCAAGAAAGCCAUCUAUCAGUCACCCUGGCUGGGCAAGAUUGAGGCAAAUGACACGUGGCUCUGGGCAGACAACUUCUGUUUGCUGAUGUUGGGGGGGAUUCCCUGGCAGGUCUAUUUUCAACGGGUUCUUUCUGCCUCUUCAGCUACCUACGCCCAGGUGCUUUCCUUCCUCGCCGCCUUUGGCUGCCUGGUCAUGGCCGUCCCCUCGGUCCUCAUAGGAGCUAUUGGGGCCUCCACUGCCUGGAACCAAACUUCUUACGGGUCCCUGGCCCCAAAAGACCGGGAUGAAUCCGACAUGAUCCUCCCCAUAGUGCUCCAGCACCUCUGCCCGUCCUACGUCUCCUUCUUCGGUCUGGGGGCGGUGUCGGCCGCCGUCAUGUCGUCGGCCGACUCGUCCAUUCUCUCAGCCAGCUCCAUGUUUGCCAGGAACAUCUAUCAGCUCGCCUUUCGCCAGUCGGCCUCAGAUCGAGAGAUCGUUUGGGUGAUGCGCCUCACUAUCUUUGUAUUCGGAGCCCUGGCUACCUCCAUGGCCUUGUUAACAGGAUCCGUGUAUGGCCUGUGGUACCUGAGUUCAGACCUGGUCUACGUCAUUAUCUUCCCACAACUGCUUAGCGUGUUGUUUGUCAAGGGCACCAAUACUUACGGCUCCGUAGCCGCCUACAUCUUCGGCCUUUUACUGCGCAUCGGUGGGGGCGAGCCCUACCUCAAGCUCCCUCCCUUCAUCUACUACCCAGGCUCGGAGACGGCGAAGAAGAUCCACCCCCUCACCGGAGACGUGGAGUACUUCAUCCAGCAGAAGUUCCCCUUCAAGUCCGUGUCCAUGGCGGCUUCCUUCCUGGCCAACGUGGGCUUUUCUUACCUGACGAAGUACCUGUUUGAGACGGGCAUGGUGUCGCACAAGUACGACUUCCUGGGCGCCGUGGUGUCCAAACACAGCGGCGAGAUCAUGGACAAGGCCACGCUGGUGAGCAACCACGAUAACAUCAUCCUGGCAGAGAUGGCGCCCGUCAAUCAGGUCCUGGGCCCGUCGUUGGCCGGGACCUUCACCAACGCAGAGGGCCUCGAUGACGGGGCGUCUAGCCCCGAGUCCUUCCCCGAUGAGAACUAGUCAACCAAGGCACAAAGCGAACUGGAACCAAGGAGUUUAAAAAAGAAGGAUUAGUCAAAGAGGCGUAGACGCUCUUCAGGUAACUUGCUACUGCCGCGCUGGAGGCUUCCAGAGACUCUACGAGUUCGUUACGUGCCGAUGACGUGGAGCCUCCUUCUUUUUUAAGGUUCUUUGCCUAGAAACAGGAAGUUGACUGUCAGUCCGUUGUGUUCAUCAUAAUUAUUCAUUUUUUGUAUCAUGACUGUGAAUCCAAACUCUUAAUUUAAAUGCUGCUACAGUGUUCAGAGGAACGACCGGGCCGACGGUGGGUCAUGACAAUAGUGCAAUAUCCUAGCAAGAAUAUGUGUCGGUGCCAACAUACAAUACCUGUUUGAUUAUUUCCACAAAGUCUGUUUGCGUGUGUGUGUGUGUGUGUGUGUGUGUGUGUGUGUGUGUGUGUGUGUGUGUGUGUGUGUGUGUGAGACGCUUGCAUAGAGUGUAUUAAUAGAGCAAUAAUAUUUUAGGACAGUACAUUUGCUCCUAAUUCUUUGUAUAUGUAUUAACUCCAGAUACACCACAGGCAGCAUUUCAAGAACCUUGUACUAGCAAGUUGUUUCCAUCACUGUGGAUCAUUGCCAAGCUGCAGAUUCUGACGUCCUGUACAGCAAUUCAAAAAAAAUUUAAAUGGUAGAUGUUUGGCUGUUUUACCAGGUACCUCCCAGGCAGCCAUUGUUUUCAUGCUACUGCUUAAAGGUCACAAUCUUUGGAAUAUUGACCCAUCUUUAAAUGACUGCGCACAAAAGCAAAUGGUUUUGCAAGUUUAUGAUUGGAAUUAAAAGAAAUGCCUGAGUGUGAAAAUUAAAAAACUCCAAAGACCUACACCUACCAAGUUUGUAAUAAUAAUAAUAAUAAUAAUAAUAAUAAUAAUAAUAAUAAUAAUAAUAAUAAUAAUAAUAAUAAUAAUAAUAAUAAUAAUAAUAACAUAUAAUAAUAUGACUGGCACUGAUGUAGAGCAUCCAUACAUUACGUCCAAUCAUCUGAUUUUAAGUGACAGCUCUGGUCUUUUAAAAAUGUCAAGUGAUCUGUGUGAGUGUGCCUGUGAUGGUGUGUGUGCUCAUGCUUAACCUGUGUUGUCUGGCCAGCCACAGCGGGUCAGCGGAGACAGGAAAUGAUUGUUGCUCCCAGGAUGGUGCCGGCAGCACCGGUCAGUAUCGAUCCAAGCCCCGGUGAAUUAGCCCUCAGGAUGUUUGAUUAAUGCUGCAGAGAGGUUUGGGCCUAUAGCCUCUAGAGGGUUGUUCAAUAGUGUUUUAUGAGUUACUGGGAUGUUACUGAUCAAUGUCAUGGUUGUUGUUUCAAAUACCAGAAGCAAGUGAGGGAGGUGCCACGGAUGUCUAAGUGUUAAUAUUGUCCAGUUGACUUCACUGUGUUUAUCUCCUCUGAGCAUUGUUGUUGUUUGUUGUUGUCUUUUUGAAUCUAUGGACUCGCCUUAAUUCAAAUCUCAGCAGUGGAGAAAGGGAGGGAUCUGAGCCCCAGACGCGAGAUGAGGCUGGCAGUAUACUAUGUUUUAUGAGUUGUCCACAGUCAGUGCCCAUCAUAACUAAAACCAACAAUGAAUUAGUUGUGCCCAGUUUCCUACAACAUCCUUGAGCCACAUCUUUACAGAGACGUAAAUCUUUUGAAAGGGGUUAUAAAUUAUGGUGUAGAUUUCCUAAAACUGCUUCGAACCACAGUUUUCAGAAAACAUUACUCACGCACGUUUUAAUACAGGUUUUGUGCUUUCCCAAAAAAAAGAACAGGGUCAGGAACAUAUAAUUCAGUGGAGGGUGUGAGUCACUGGUUUAUUUAGAGUUGUCUGGCACAGAUACUGUUUAUGUGUCUCCAGCUAAUGAGACAACGCUCAUUAGUUGUGCCACUGUUGGUUUUGGUCUUUUUAACUGAUUCUGUGAGAAUAAGGAAAAUAUAGUGUAACACCAGCUUCAUCAGGAGAAGCAGGACGGUCUUCUUUACUGUACCUCCACCACUGAAUGGAGUGGACGGCGAGAAAUACCAGAACUAGACUGCAGCCCGUCUCCUCUGUGGCUCAGAACCGUCAAGCUUCUAGCUUCAAACCAAAAGGGUCGACUGCUGGUCUGACGCUGGUCUGACGCUGGUCUGACGCGCGUCGGCCGCUCUCAUUGGACUUCGAUGUGAAUGUAAACUUUCCUCGUCCUCGGACAUGUCUCAUAGGGAGAGUGUUGCAAUUUUAGGUCCAGCCACCAACCUGAACACAAGGAAAAAUAAUCAACGUCAGCUGAUGGACUGACACACUUGUGGCUCUGUGUUGUAAACUGCGAUGAUGCUGUAUUUUUGUGUGAUAAAUGUAUAUACCAAAAAAGCAUAGAAACAAAUGAGUCUACUUUUAAAUGCAGCAUUGAACCUGAUGUUGUAAACAGUGAAUUAAAGCUAUUUAUUUAUUCAUGCAGUGUCUAUAAGAAUAUAGUUGUAAACAUAUGUGGGUCAGUUGAAUUAAAUUAUAUUAUUUAGCACA
This is a messenger RNA of Betta splendens (Siamese fighting fish), 4610 nucleotides long. RefSeq names its product high-affinity choline transporter 1-like. The record is from RefSeq and is a predicted model, not a curated record. Bases 335 to 2104 code for a protein of 589 amino acids. Lineage: Eukaryota; Metazoa; Chordata; Actinopteri; Anabantiformes; Osphronemidae. The transcript has 9 exons. Gene Ontology annotation, cellular component: axon; perikaryon; synapse. Gene Ontology annotation, molecular function: choline:sodium symporter activity. Gene Ontology annotation, biological process: transmembrane transport; neuromuscular synaptic transmission; choline transport.